AUGAAGGAACUAUGUCGCGUUUGCCUUGGAUCCUCCAAAAACAUGGUCAAAAUUUUCCAAGGAACAGGAAGGCAAAAUUCUGGGACUUCUAUAGCUUAUAUGAUAUCGGAAGUCACCUGUUUUAAGGUUGAAAAAGGGGACUCAUUUUCGGAAUCCAUUUGCACAACAUGCCUAGAGGAUGCCCAAAAUGCAUUUGAUAUUAUAAAAACCUACGAGCGCAGCUACAGGACGUUUUGUGAAGUGAAGGACGCGGUCCUGGAGGACGAAUUACUGGAGGAUGACGUCAAGCAAAUAAUACCAAGUGAUGGAUCGAGCUGUGUUGAGGUAACACAGAAGAUCAUCAAGAAAAAGAAAGAUAAGAGGGUAGAGAGUAGACCCUUUAAAUCCGAAGAAGACUCCAAUGACAAGGAUUAUGUACACUCAAAGAAGUCUCACGAUUGUUCCCAGUGCAACAGGUCUUUUAUCUCCCCAUCACUUCUCAAGCGGCACAUCCGGCGCUUCCACAAUGACGAACGACCAUUCAAGUGUAGUCACUGUCCAAAGUCCUUUGGGGACAAACACACUUUGAAGAUUCACAUCAGGUCGCACACGGGCGAAAAGCCCUACAAGUGUUCCCGCUGCCCGAUGGCAUUUACGAAACAUUCCGGAUUGCAGAAGCACUUCAGCCAUCACACUGGAAAUCUUCCGCACAAGUGCUCCCUCUGCCCGAAGGCCUUCUACGAUCGAUGUAGUCUUAGCCAGCAUAUUGCAACUCACUCGGAAGAGCGGCCCUUUAAAUGCGAUCAAUGCGAAAGGUCCUAUCCAAAUGAGAGUUUCCUGAGGAGGCAUAUGAAGACACACACGUCUGAACGUCCUUUCAAAUGUUCGCACUGCCCGAAAACCUUCAAGAGCAAGUUCAAUCUUGACCAGCACAAUAUGAGUCACACGGGCGAACGUCCGUUUCAAUGCAAGCAAUGCGAAAAGUCCUUUAAAGCUGUCACUACCCUGAGCAGACAUAUUAUGACACACACGGGCGAACGACCCCACAAAUGUUCCUUCUGCCACUCUGCUUUUUCGGAUAAAUCGGCCCUAAAAAUACACACCCGGAUUCACACGGACGAAAGACCCUUUAAAUGUGAUCAUUGCGAUAGAUCUUUUUCGAGUUCUUCGGAUUGUAAUAGGCAUAUCAGGACUCACACGCGGGAGAAGACGUUCAAGUGUUCCUACUGUGCGGAGGUUUUUGGGCAGCAAGCUGGUCUGCGAAAGCACAAACAACUCAAUCAUUAG
Drosophila takahashii is the source of this 1266-nucleotide messenger RNA. Its product is annotated as zinc finger protein Paris-like. The record is from RefSeq and is a predicted model, not a curated record. Gene Ontology annotation, cellular component: nucleus. NCBI's taxonomy places the organism in Eukaryota, Metazoa, Arthropoda, Insecta, Diptera, Drosophilidae. Gene Ontology annotation, molecular function: zinc ion binding.